Messenger RNA from Acytostelium subglobosum LB1, 1794 nucleotides. RefSeq lists its product as hypothetical. The transcript is spliced from 2 exons. The record is from RefSeq and is a predicted model, not a curated record. NCBI's taxonomy places the organism in Eukaryota, Evosea, Eumycetozoa, Acytosteliales, Acytosteliaceae. The coding region runs from base 1 to 1794 and encodes 597 amino acids.
AUGUUGAGACUGAAUCAUCUGCUGCUGCAGAGGAUUAUCUCGUACUUGGAUGACAAUAUUGACAGAAUAAGCUUGGUGUUGGCUUGCCAACAUUGGUUCAAGGAUAUUGAAAGAUUCCUCUUGUUCAACGUGGACAACAUGUAUCAAUCAAUAGAGUACUACAAGAGCAUCAACACCAGUACCAGCACAUUCAACAUGCAGCACAGCACCAUCAGCCUCAACACCUUUCGCUCGCGAAUAUCCACCUCUCUGUCGCUCCUAAACAAUCGACGAGAUACACACGAUAAGGUCAACACUUUAGAGGAUCUUGAAAGGAUACCUAGUCAAUUACAACAUCUUCACUUUGGCAAUAUAUUCAAUGCCAAGUUGCCUGUUGGAAGUAUUCCGGCAUCGGUCAAUCAUAUCCAUUUUGGCAGUUUGUUCAAUCAAACAUUACAAUGUGGUGCACUACCUGCUCGUCUCACUCACUUGUCGUUCGGAAAUACGUUCAAUCAGGUAUUGGAACCUGGCAGCCUGCCCGCCACCCUCACCUCGCUUCGUUUUGGCGACUCAUACAAUCAACCGAUCGCCAAACAUUCACUUCCAGACUCCAUAACCAUUCUUCAUUUGGGCUUCCAGUUCAAUCAGAGUAUAGCCCCGCGCACACUUCCACUUGGACUGACUCACUUGCAGUUUGGCUUCCAUUUCAAUCGAUCGUUGGACGGCUUGGACGUGCUGCCACCAUGGUUGACUCAUCUCAUAUUUGGCGAGUGCUUUGACCAAGACAUUUUACCGGGAGUCCUAUCUAGCUCCCUUGUUCACCUUCGAUUCGGAGAACACUUUAACCAACCGAUUGCUGUCGGUUCACUUCCUUCAUCGCUUACAUACCUCCGCUUUUCCUAUGACUUUAAUCAUGCAUUCCUCCCUGAAGCCUUGCCUCAAGGACUACGGCGUCUUGAGCUCGGAUCGCAGUUCAAUUAUCCGCUGCAGCCAAACAUACUCCCAUCUUCACUCACUCACUUGUCCUUUGGCUGGGAGUUCAGACAGCCCCUAGGUCCUGGAGUCCUGCCCGAGUCACUGACCCAUCUUUCACUUGGACAUCAGCUCAAUCACACCCAGCUUCAUCUGCCUCAAUCAAUCACCUACCUUUAUUUUGGAGAGGAGUUCAACUGCGACAUCCGCCCAGGCAUGUUGCCUGGCUCACUCAUCCAUCUCAGGUUUGGAAAUGGUUUCAAUCGACCAGUGGUCCCUGGAAUGCUUCCACCAUCUCUCUCGCACGUUGACUUUGGAGCGCGAUACUCGAAAGGGCUGAGUCCAGGAACACUCCCGAGCUCUGUCGUCCAGCUCACAGUUGGCCACCCAUUCUUUGUUAGCAACACCUUUGACUCGUUGCCAUGUCACGUCAAGAACAUCAAGAUCAUACUCAAUCAGGACUCACUUCGCAUUCGUCUACUCGAUGAACAUAAGGCCCUGGCCCUGACCGAGCGCCUGGAGGGUGGUUUCCUGUCCAGGCAGGCGUUGCAGCGUCUGUCAGCCGGUGGUGGUUCAUCACUAUACAAGUUCUUGGAGGAUCGUGGCAAUCUCGAGGAGCAACUCGACGAAGAUUUUGACGGAGACAACACCAUGGAGUCUGGUGAUGAGGAGCGCAUGGAAUAUCGGCGACGAAUCAAAAGAUUGAAGCGAGAACAGCGACAAAGUGGUACCAAGUUGUCGACCAUCACUGAUGACGAAGAAGAGGACCCCACCUAUGACUAUGAAGAUGAGACACACUCACACUCAUUCGAUGACGAUGAAGAGUACUCUGAUCUAGCCUAG